This is a messenger RNA of Linum trigynum, 2144 nucleotides long. The record is from the annotation of a GenBank genome assembly. NCBI's taxonomy places the organism in Eukaryota, Viridiplantae, Streptophyta, Magnoliopsida, Malpighiales, Linaceae.
UAUUGGGGGAUCUAGGCGAUCGGUGUGGAUUAAUCGCCAGAGUCGUAACCCUAUGCCUGUGGCGGGGAGAAGCGAAAUGGAUUUGGGGGCUAGGAACACCACCCAGCAGUCGCCAAGGUUGAAGCAGGAGGCUCCUGCACAAACUGAAAUGGGGUCUGGAGCCAUUGGGUAUCCGAUGAUGAACCAGGCGAAGGGAUUGGGGAGAUCGCCAUCCCGACGGAGCAUCCCCCGGGGUUUUGCCAUCAAUCGUGCCACCAAAUUCAAGAUGGGAAGUGGCCGACAAAGGAAACUGGUGUAUAAAAAGGCCACAGCUGUCCGUAACCUGCCGGACGCAAUGGCGGGGGCCCUCCCCCAGGAAAAGCCCUCAUAUCGGAUGGGGUCGGAGCCAAAACUGAAUGGGGAUAAGUCAGCCCUGGUUCAUGAGAAAUCUCGGCUCCGCCGACUUAUUCUAGAAGAAGACCAUGAUGAUGACAUGGUGGACGUGGUGGUUCCAGCUAUGCAUGCAACGUGUCAACAACCCAUGCAAAGAACCCCCAUCAGCUGACCACGCGGCUAUUUCUGACCCUCCAGCGGAAAGAACCGAAAAAUUGAUUAAGAAGAGAGCUCGGCGGGCCAAAGCCCAGCCCCUGGGGAAAAAAAUUGAAGAGGUUGCUCCCCUAGGUGGGCCUCCUGUUGUUGAGGCCUAUGUACGCGCCCAACCCACUAAAUCUCGCGUGACUCGUAAGUUGAGAAAAGUUGCAGCCCAAAUGGCAGCCUCCUCCCCAACAAAUGCUGGUUCUCCGCGGGACGGGGUGGCAGUUGCACACCAUGCUAAGGAUGCUGUGGCGAUGGGCAGCUGAUAGACCGUUAAUUACACAUGUUUUUACCCCUACUCUGGAGCCGUUUGAGAUGGUAAUUCUCGUGUUUUAGGCUGAUUUCAGUGUUUUUUUGUGAUAUUUCAGGUCCUAGCAAGUGAAUGAAGGUUUAGGAGCGAGUUCGGGGUCGAUUGGACGAAGAUCGGGCGCGAGGCAAGUCAAAAAGGAGGCUACACGGGCACACCCACAACUCACACGGCCGUGCAAGUGACCACUUUGGCCGUGUGAGAUUGUGCGAGCCUUCACUCGGCUUGCCCUAACAUCCACACGGUCGUGUGAAGGAGUGGUUUGGCCGUGUGGAAUUAUGCGAGAGCAAACACGGGCAGGAUGGAAAUCCCACACGGCCGUGCGACCCUGGCAGUGUGGGAAGCCUGAAGAUCGAACUAAUUGAUAUGCCGCGUUUUGACUCACACGGGCAACUGGGUAUGCCACACGGCCGUGUGGCCCAGCCCGUGUGAGUCGGGAAAUCCUGGUUUUAACCCAAUUUUGGGCUGCAAGUGAGAGAAUCGGACUUUUUGAGCAAAAAUAGAGCCCUAGAGAGAGAAAGUACGAAGAACACAUCCUAGAAGCUAUCUUGGAGCUGGGUUUCAUCAAAUCAAGCUUGGAGAUCGUCAUAGGAGUGGAAAUCAUCAUCCCAGAGCAGAUUCUUCCCAUAAUUAUGAGUAUGACUGCUUUGUAUCUUGUUUUCCUCUCUCUCUCUAUGGAGUAGAACCCCUCUCUCACUUGGGGAUGAAGAACCCUAGUUCUAUGUGUUAGGGAUUGAUUGUAAUGACUUGGGAUGAUAUUACUGUUUGAUUUUAAUCGAAUGAUGCAUGUUUAUUGAGUCAAUUGAAGUCUGAUCAACUUUUCCUGAUUCCUGCUGCAAUCUGAGAUAGAUAGAAUCUGAUUAGGUUGCUAGAGUCUCAUCAUUCGGUAGUAGGAGAUUGGCUAUACGAGAGUUAGCCAGUUUACUGCUUUGUACUGGAAUCCAAUUCCAGUAGUGGAGUUCUGUUCUUAUUGCUUCAGCUUUCUAUCCCGGUGAAGACUAGUCGUCUGCCGGGUAGUCAGACGGAGAGGGCUUGGUCAGCUUAAGAGAUUCCAAGCUACUGUCGGAUCUUCCGCAGUCUAAUCAACAGUAAAUCAACCCAGGGAAAUACAAUUGAAACCUAACUAAGGAGCUAGGGUGACUCAUUCCCGAGUGACUCUUACCUGCUUGAGAAAACCGUACCAAUUCCUACUUUCUUUCUGCUUUUGCUUUCAAACAACAAUCUCUUACUUUAGUUGGCUAGAUAAUAGAUAAUCACUGAGUAA